Messenger RNA from Passer domesticus (house sparrow), 8454 nucleotides. RefSeq names its product carbonic anhydrase 2. Bases 7166 to 7717 code for a protein of 183 amino acids. Lineage: Eukaryota; Metazoa; Chordata; Aves; Passeriformes; Passeridae. Gene Ontology annotation, cellular component: plasma membrane; apical part of cell. Gene Ontology annotation, molecular function: zinc ion binding; carbonate dehydratase activity. The transcript is spliced from 6 exons. The record is from RefSeq and is a predicted model, not a curated record. Gene Ontology annotation, biological process: carbon dioxide transport; regulation of intracellular pH.
UACUAAAAUUUAUACUGAAUCCAUAAGGGUUUUUUAAGGAUAAAAACCUACCAAAAUAUCCUGGCUUCUGUAAGGUGAGGAUUCAGCAAACAGGAAACUGAGAUCCUGUUAGAAGAAAACUAAGGCUGUCUAGGCAGCUAAACUUCAGUGAGGUGAAUCGGUUUAUUUUUGUAUAAAUCAGGAUCUGGAUAAGGGCUUGGCUGUAGAAAGAAAAAAAUUAAUAGUAUUUGACAGGAAUAAUUUUAGGCAUAGGUUAGCAUAAGCUAAUGAUCAAAUAGUUAAAAGAAGAGGCAAAAUACAUUGUAGGAAAAAGAUGGCCUUAGAAUAGCAAAGGAUUACAGUUAACUUGAAGUGGAAAUAGUUUCUUUGGUUAUCAAAAUAUUAUUUCAUAUUUCUGAAGCCAAUAUGCUCCCAGGUUAGUACAGAAACAGAGGAAUGAUUAGAAAAUACCUCUUUGUUUUUCUGUAAGUCAAAAAAGCAUUAUCCCUGGCAUUUCUUGAUGCUGGGCUUUCUAGACAAAGUGUCUGACGUGUUCCUACAAAGUUGCUAGCAGGCAGUCAGGUCCACAGUCCCUUGCUGUUCAUUGUGCUCUGUGGUGAAAUUAAGCAUAGAAUCCUGCAAAACCUUAGUAAUCCUUACUGAAAGGAAUGGCCUUUCUGAUGGGCAGGCUGAAUCCAAGCCGUCCUUGCAACAAGGGUUCUGUAUGUUGUCUUUGAUUGUAGUUUUUCAUAUGGCUGCAUUUGCAGAAGUCAUCACCCUGCCACAAUGAAUGUGCCUUUAUUUUUUAAUUUGGACAACAAAAACAAUCCUGUUGUAAGUCACUGCCUUCUCUAUACACUGCCUGAUUUAACUUGCUUGAGCAAGUGUCCUAUUUUUCCUAAGUGUUUUGUUGGGCAUGUCAUUUAAGGAAUGGUGCUGAAACCAAAUGAUCUGUGCCAACUAAAAAUACAAGGUUUUUGUAACUAAUGUAACACAGUGGUAUAACAGACAUUCAGCAGUGCUCUAAGAAUUUGACUUUGUAUUUUAACCAUAAUUUUUAUGCUGGACAAUAUUAAGUGGUCACAGUUAAUAUAAGUGUUAACAGUUGUAUAAAUACAUAUAGAUCCAUCUGUAAUUUACAAAGAGUGUCAAUGUUGAUAUUUGUACAUUUUAAAAAGGAGAGGAAAAGGUAUUCUGACCUCUGUUUAUUUUUUUGAAAUACUGGGAAGCUAAAGGAGCUGCAUCAUAUUCAGUUUAACCGUGUCAUGGAGAAUAAGGUAAAUGAUCCAGAGUACUAAAAAAAGAUUUUCUUACCAGAUACAUGCAAGUCUACUCUUGCUGCCAUCCUGCUCUCACUGAGCCCAAAGGAAUCGGGUUCAGGUCUCCACAGUAUUAAAAACUAUUGUGUUCACUUGGUGUGUACCUAAGUCUGGAAAGAACUGUGAAAAUCAGGUUGUGAGGAAAAAAUGGCAGGAACAUAAAAUAAUUUAAAGAAAUAUCUGCAGGAAGAAUGAUCUUUAUGAGAAGUCAUUGCAGAACCAGAACAUCUGUGACAGGGAUCCUUUGACAAAUAUGCAGUGACACAGCUUUCAGAGUGGGAGGAUAGGAGAUGCAAGUAGAAAUAUUCUCAGUAUCUCUAUUAGUGAAGCAAAAAAUUAUUAUUCUUUAGAAACAAAAACCACUAAACAGAUUUCUGUGAAGCUGGGUAGGGGUGGAUCAUUCACUACAAGACUUCCUCUUGAAAUUUACAGUGCAUAGAAUCUACCUGGCAGCACACUUAAUGGCUUCAUUUGUAUGCGGUUAACUAGGUAACCUACUUUCCUCACACAAAAUAGAGCUGUCUUUGACUUGUAUCUGCUUGAUUCUGAAUUUGAGACUCAAAUGUGCAUACCCAGUUCUUGCUGAGACAUCACACAACGAUCACAGGGAGAAGCUAUGUGAGGUUAUGUGAUGUGCUGGUAUGUUUUACAGAAGACAAUGGAAUAAUACCCUGUAAAUACUUCCCACAGGCUGUAUUGCUUGUCUCUAUGAGCUGUCCCAUAUGUGGUAAUGAAUUAUCUGUAGUAGUAGGCGCAAAAUGAAGUAAUAAGAUUAUUGUUUGUGAAUAAUCUUCAAGAUGAGUAACUGCACGCAAAGUAGAUCCAUUUCAUUAAGAACAGUCAGUCUCAGAACUAACGACACUGAAGCAAACUGAACAGUAGUUCUAGGUCUUAGUGUCUGAUCACUCCUGCCCUUCUGAAUACACAAAAUGCAAUUUAAAAUACAAUAAAUAAAAUAUAAUAAUAAUAUAAUAAAUAAUACAAUAAAAAUCUACAAUUGUAAUUUUUAAAAAAACCAAGCAGGUAGCAAUAGUGUAAUAAUAAAUAGGUAAUUUCUGUUUUGUAUGCUUGGAGCCUUUUGGAAUGCUUUCUUGGGUUUGUAUGUAGAAACUGAACUCUGAACUUCCCCAUGUGGUUGUUACUUAGUCAGUCUUUGCCUUCAGUUCUUGCAUUGCUUUCUUAAUUUUCAUGUCCACUGUCUUUUAAUAGUAGUGGAACAUAAAGUAUUUGUAGGCAUUAAUCUUUAAAAUCUUCUAAUUUCAAAAAUUUCUUCAUUUUGACAGCAAGAAGUCAUUAUGAUAAAAGUGUUACUAGGAAUAAAACUUUGAAUUCAGGUUCAUCCACUCUUGUGAUGGAACCACUCCCUACAUGUAUAAGUGAAAAAAGUGAUGAUGAUAAUUCUUAAAAUAAGAUGUGUUACUAUAGUACACGAACUUUACAGCAAAGGAGUCUCACUAAGGGUACUUCUUUUAUCAUAUUAAACAUUGCAUAUUCCAGUCUUCUCUAAGGACUUGUGUAUCACUUCCCUCACUUUAAAAGAGAGAAGUAAACAGCAACCUCUCAGAGCCAUAAAACCACAGGACAUGACUCUGCUCAAAAAACCCUCAAGAGCCUGAAAUAUUUUGUAACAUGCAUAAAGUGUGUUCUCUGUGUGAGUUUUCCCAGAGAGUCUUUGAGAAUUUAUCUGUGUUCUGAAAUUCAAGUGAGACAUGUUCACAACAGUAGACUCUGUAUUUUCUGAUCAAAUGUUUGAUGAGCUUGUAAAAGAAGUCAAUCAGCCAUGAAUUUAUUCUUUAACAAGAAUGUUAAAAUAUCAUAUUUUAGCUGUAGAACCUGACAGUUCUAUGGUGUCAAACUCUAGAGACUUGACAAAAUGUGCUGGUAAUAUAUGCUUGUGGCUAAGUGUCUUAAUUGUUUUCUUCUCCUUGCUGCUGAGCUAGAGUAUGGAAAUUGAAGUGAUGUCCCAAGUAAAUCUGACAUUUUUGCAAAUAAUAAGUCAUAAAAAUUAUGAGAAGACCUUGAAAAUGAAAAUUCUGUAUUCACCUUGAUUCUAGCUCCUCUUGAGAGUAUUUCAGUAGUUCUAAUCCAAUAUAUUACCUGAUUAUUUCUAUAAUUGUAAGUAUUAAUGCAUAUACUUCAGCUGUCUUGAAUUAUGACUCACUGUAAAUAAACUAAUCUAUUUUGUCACAGUGGUUAUUGAAGAGCCGGUGCAUUAGCACUGCUCAGUUGGCAGUGAGUUUCUUUGAAAACAGUGCUACUGUUACUCUUCUCCUACACUUUCACCUCAGCUGGUAAAUGGAAGAAGAAACAAGUAGGUCUGCUGUCUUUAAGGGACAACUCUUAAUCAAAGUCACUGCUACUGGUCUAUUUUUAGGUUUCCCAGAUCUAAAGAUACAAUAUUAACCAUGCCAGAAUAAUAUUGCAUGUCAUCAGUGUAGGGUCAUGCAUUGAAGGUCCACAUUCCUUAAGGAAUGAAUGUGUUGAUCCUUUGGAAUCAGAAAUCAGAGAACUGUUUGAUUAUAGAUUUAGGGGACUGUAUUCAGACACCUGCUUAUGUCACAAGUAAUGCUGUGCAUGGCUUAGCUAAAACGUCAGAGGUUUCAAGGGUAUGUGAUCUUUAAGUCAUUUUUCCUGCGAAUUGGGAUUACCAGAAGCUGCAAAGUCUGUAUAAACAAGUAACUUGAAGAGUUCCACUAUUUCCAGGAACUGGAAAGGAAGAUGAGAAGGCAUGAGAUUAGUCCUGCAUGUUUCAGGUCUUCAUUUCUUUACGGAAAAGUGUCCUUCCUCAUUUACACUGGGGUGGGGUUGGUUUGUUGGUGGGUUGUUUUUUUUGGUGGGGUUUUUUUUUUUUUUCAUGUUAACAUGCAAUGCUGAGUAGAAAUUUGAUUUGGAUUGUGAAUUUAACAAUCAUGGAAACUUGACUUCAUUCCCUUUUGCUAAUCCCUCCUCUAGAGGCGCUUUUAAUGCAAAACCAGGAGAAACUAGUCAGCUGUUAUCAGCUGGGGCCACUUGGAAAAGUUUAUUUUUAAGCUGUAAUGAAGCUGUGUGCCAGAUGUCACGAUUACCACUCUUCUCAGCUGAUAAUUUGUUUAUUUACUUACAGGCAUGAAGGACUGCUGCAUACUUAGAGGCAAUGCUCACACCUUGAGUUUUCUAGUCCUUCAUUAGAUCUGAGUGUAGUAUGAACACUGUCCAGUACACAAUUUUCAGUUCAGUGAACAGCCACUGAACUUAAUAAUUUAAGUAUUGUUAUUAGAAAUUAAAUUAGUUGAUACUUUCAAGAGAAUUUUUAAUGCUUCCAGCUUGGUUCUUAAAAGUUGUUGUAAGCCUAUGUAAUGUGAAAUGUGAGGGCUGAAGGCUGGUCAGAGACUCAGUACAGCAUCUUAGGAUUCUCAGAGAAUUUCUGUUUGAGACUACAUGAGAAAUAAGCUCUACUGGUCCCAGGGAGUUGGAGGAAUGUUAAGAACCUAAUAACUUUGUAUCCUGAAGCAGGUCAGAGUCUUCCUGGCUGCUGCCCAGUCUAGAUGAAAUAGUUCAGCUGAGGUGAAUUGGAACCACUGACCUGCUGCAGACACACAUGUCUUCAGACUUGCUGUGUUUUGGCAGCUGUUUCAUUCUGGUCUAUCUGUGUGGAACAUCCUUGUAGCCUUAUCAGGCUAAUUUUCUAGCAAGGUCAGAAGUAGGUUUGUUUUGGUUUUUUUCCUUAUGAUAUACAAUUUUUUUUUUCCAUAGUGAAACCCAUUACAGAUGUCUUCUGCAAAUAUGAGCCCUAUGGUCAGAUGCUUCAGUUCUGUCUUGCUCUUGUUGCUUGCCAUGAUACAAUGUCCUAGGAGGAAUGUCUGAAAGAGAUAACAUAAAGAAGGAAACAUCUCACAAAAUCUGACUCCCUGUACUCCACAUUCCACAGAAGUGACAGCUCACCCUAACUGAACUCUAGUCUGUCAGAUGGGAAGCCCAUCCUUGCAUAAGAACACAGGGCUAAUUCCUGUGCAUCCUCAUAAGAGCCUUUUUCAUGUCAUUAAUAGUACAUGGUGCUCAAGUAUUUUUUUUUCUUCCCUCAAGUAAUGCUUCAUCUCCUUUGUCUCUUCGUCUUGUUUUCCAUUGUACAGAUGCCUGUGUAUGCACAAAAGCUCACCAAGUAUUAGUAUGUACUAUGUAUAUGUUUACAUAAACAUAUGCCUAGAGUAUUAUUUACACAUCACAUCUACUGUAGGCUGAUACAAAAUCAUAGUUUUCUUUGUGCUAAAGCAGUGUGUGUGUGAGAGGGCUGUUCUCAAAUGUAGAUGUCUGAAAUAUCCUGCUGCUGGGUUUUAGUUUGGUGGAAUGUCAAUUAGAAUUAAUUCUCCAAGUUUGGAGCUUUUGGACAUCUACUGUACUCUAGUGGACACAUUAUUUCAGCUACUGGAAGGAGCUUUGUAGUCUGUGAUUCUCAUUUGUAGAACAUUUUCUCAUUCUGCAUUUUCUCAGAUUAACAAACUUUACCAUAGUAUUUUUUCUUGUCACACUAAUUUGUAUGACAGGAAGGAAUUCAGUCUAACUCAUUAAACAGUCUUGUAGUUCCUCCAUUUUGAUUAAUCUUUUGCAAUGUUUAUUGGCUUUAUGAGAUGUAUUAGUCUUCUGUUCUGUAUAAAGAGAACAUUCCAUAUGAGUUAACUAAAUAACAGGAAUUCCCACUUUAUUCCUGCAAAAAUUUAGAUGUGGAUGCUGCCACUUUCUGAAAGAAGGUAUGAAGUGGUCCCCAGUAUUUUUUUACAAGGCUGUUCUGUUUUACACUGUUUACACUAUAACUGUUCACCAACUUGCCUUUAAAUAGAACAGUGAAAGUGUGUAGCCUCAGUAAGCAGCUGUACCAGAUGCAGCAAAACUCCCUUUGAUUUCUGUAUGUUUUCAGACAUCCCAAGAAAAUGUAGUGGAGUCAAAUCAACUUCACCUUCUGUAUCCCACAGUUGGUAUAAGUCACAUAAAUGGAAGAGUCUGUGUGCUUAUUUGACUUCCCAAAUUAGCGCUGCUAAUACUUCUGUUCACCCAAUUUAGACCAUGUUACGAGAUCAUUUAACAGUGAAACAUAAUUACUGGAUGUUGCUAGUGUAACUUUUCCAGUAAAGGGUAGAAGAUAGAAUGGUAAUGGAAAAAAAUUACCAUUUCUUAGUCUAAGGAAAGUAGCUCCAAACUUGUCUAAUAAGUAUCUAAUAGUGGAAAAGAAGAAAGGGCGCUGUCAAACUGUCACCUCUUGGGCUAUAACACAUGACCAGGUUAUGAUGUAAACUGUCUUGAGUAAAUGGAAUCUGUGAGAAAACCUUUUCUUCAGCUCAUCUUGUGCUGUCUUCAGGCAGCGUUGCAUCUGAAGCAGUGCUAUAAAACAGAAAGGAUCACAGCUACAUAUGUAUUUUCAGGAUGGUUUCCACUAAUACUGGUCUCAAAAGUAAGGGAGCUAAUGAUGAAAUGCUCCAAUAUGGAUAAGAACUUCCCCAUUCUAUUUUAAAAAGGGAUGGAAAGAUUGGACUUUUGUUCAACGUGACCUCGAGUUGAUAUUCCUGUCAGAUGGAACAAAGGGAAGUUGCUGGUAUCAAUGUUCUGAUUCUCUGUGAACUUUUAUAUUGCAAAAGCUGGUAGGGUUUAUUUAUGGUUUAGAAAGCUUGUUCUGAAGAAAAAAGCAGUUCUAUCAUUCCUACUUUGCCUUUUAAGUUUAGUUUUACUUUCUUGGAUAGACUGAGAAGUCUUAAAAAUAAAAUAACUGCUUAACAUAGGCUAGAACAAGAGGGCUGGAUUUGUAUUCAUUCACACUAAUCUAAUUAUUACUUUCUUUGAAUGCUCUGCUGUGAGUCAAAAUAAGCUAGUGCUGGAUUUGAAAACCACAGAAUGAGAAAAUGGUGCAAGGAGGAGCACUGGAUGGAGUCUACAGGCUGGUGCAGUUUCACAUUCACUGGGGAUCCUGUGAUGGCCAGGGAUCUGAGCACACUGUGGAUGGUGUGAAGUAUGAUGCAGAGCUCCAUAUUGUUCACUGGAAUGUAAAAUAUGGUAAAUUUGCUGAAGCUGUGAAGCAUCCUGAUGGUUUAGCUGUGGUCGGCAUCUUCAUGAAGGUGGGAAAUGCCAAGCCUGAGAUGCAGAAGGUUGUGGAUGCUCUGAGCUCCAUUCAAACCAAGGGAAAGCAAGCUUCCUUUACAAAUUUUGACCCCACUGGACUCCUUCCUGCAUGCAGAGACUACUGGACAUACCCUGGCUCACUGACAACUCCACCACUGCUUGAAUGUGUGAUCUGGCACGUUCUGAAGGAGCCCAUCACUGUGAGCCCUGAGCAGAUGUGCAAACUCCGUGGCCUUUGCUUCAAUGCUGAGAAUGAGCCCGUGUGCCACAUGGUGGACAACUGGCGCCCGUGUCAGCCCUUGAAGAGCAGAGAAGUCAGAGCCUCCUUCCAGUAACCUCAGUGCUGCAAGUGUUAGGAAUUGCUGUGUUUGUGAGGAGCCCCUUUUGCUAAGCCCAAAUCUCAAACUUUGCCAUGUGUGCCCAGGCAACAUCUUGUCUCCCAGAUCCAUUCCUUCUUUUGCUCUGCAUCUGAAAUGCCAGCUAUUGAAAUGUGAAAGGCUCUUGGCUGAAUGGGGAAGGGUUCUUAAGGUGUGGGGUUGGGGGAGGCAGGGGGUGGGUGGCUGUGUGCAUUUUGGUGACUAUUACUGCGACUGACACUUUGGUAUAAUAGUGAGUUGGCCACUUGGGAGAGGAUAUGGUGGUAGCAAAAUAAGCCAUUUUAAGGAACCUCAUCUACUGGUGUGAUAGUACACGUAACUAACGAUAACUUGAAGCUUUGUAAGAAGCACAGGAAUACAGAAUCUAGCUAUAAUUUAGAGAAAAAAGGUAUUUUGAGAAAGUUAAGCAAAAUGAAUAUUUAGAAUUAGACUUCUUAGAUUUUAAGAAACUGACAUGUAAAUAUUUUUGAGACUAUUUUGCAUUUUUACCCAUGCUGUCAACAGCCUUAGUUACGUCUUAAUGGUAGUGUUGGGUUUUUUAAUUAAAAUGUUCUAAAUUAAAUGUUAUCUUUAAAAUUUGUUAUUACCAUAGAAAUAAUGCAAACUAUCUUUUCAUUGAAAUAAUAUAUGUUCUAAUUUAAAAAGGAAAAUAAUAUUGUAUUUUAGAUAACUUCUCUAAUAAAUCUAUACUUCUA